UCACUGACUGACUUGAAGAGACUUCCAGCAAACUCUGAUCAAAACCUGACUUCACACAACCUCCAGACUCAUUAGUGGGACUGGUUGAGUCUUCAGGAGGUUCCUGAAGCAGAUCUGAAGAGAUCAGAAACCCUGCCGGGUCAGAUUUCCUCAAGACUGAAGAGCAGUCGGUCACUUAGAGGGAAAAAAAAAAAGUCUCAUCGUCAAACACCGGAGGACAUUGAACUCCACCACAGAGAUGCAGGAGAAACACGUCUUCAGCCACAGGAAAGCAGCAGUAGCACUGUGCAUGGUGCUGUUAAUGCUGGCUCAGCAGGUGUGUGCAGGUCCGCUGGCCUCUCAGGUGCAGUCCAGGUCUGACCAGAGGGCAGAUUCAAGGGGGGAACACGCCGUCCACACACUGAGGAGGAUAGCUCGCAUGACCCCACUGUGGAGAAUCAUGAACAGUAAACCAUUCGGAGCUUACUGCCAAAACAACUACGAGUGCUCCACAGGACUCUGCAGGGCGGGACACUGCUCCACCAGCCAGCGUUCCCCCACAGAACCCGUCAACUACUAGACGUCCUCUGACACAACCAGCGUGUUUACAUGAGCGUAUAGCCAUAAACAUCGUUAUGAGGGGUUCUGAUGACUGGGACAUGAACUUAUCCAGCCAUUAUUUUUUUAAUCUGAGUUUUGUAUUUAUAUGGGCCAAUUUGUUUCUGAUGAUAUAUUCUGACAAGGGGGGUUUUCACUGCUCCACCUGAGACAUUUUAAAAGGCAAAAAUGAGGAAUAUCACUUAAAUUAAGCUAAGAGGAGGUGGACUGAGGCAGUGGGGUAAAACGCAAAAAUGUAAGAGGAGAGUCAUUUAGCCUUUGUACUUGAUAUUUGAGCAGUGAGAAAGGUUUUAAACAUGAGUGCAAACAACUAAAAACGCUUGUAUUUCUACUCCUGUGGACCAAAAUCUUUCAGCCCUGAUCUCAAAGCUCAGAGCUGUGAUUCAGAAUGAAAACAAAAGAAUCUCAGAGGCUCUGUUCUGCCAGUUACCACAGCCUUCAACUGUCCUCCAGAAAUACAGUGGAGUCUGAUGUCUGCGCGACUCGGCUUGUUUUAAAAACUGUUAUUAACACAAUUUAAAACAAAGCUGUCUCCAGAAAUCUAAUUUCUACAUCUUCGUGACUGAACUGGAUAUAACUGGUCCCUUCAUGACAAAUAUUUUCUUUUAUUUUUAGGCAAUGAGAGUCUGUAUUGUUGUGGUGUGCCUCUCAGAAGCUCCUGACCUUUACAUUUUUCCAGAUAUUGUCAUAACUGUCUUGUGUUGUGCUCGAUAGGUUAUCACUCAGCUGUGUGCUGUGAAAGUCUUGCCAUUGCACUGAUAACGAGCUGAAUGGAAACACAUACUCUUCCCUUUUUACCAAGAGGAGUCGUUUGGUUCAGUUUGCUGAGGUACUGUCGGAGAGAUGCGAUAUUGGCUGCUCUUACACUUGUAUCAACAUCUAUUGGUAAAAAGCAGAAACACCAACAAUGUUGUAAAGACCAAUAUUUUCAGAAAUGAGUCACAGAUCAAACUGAAAACUGAGAUCAGUUUGAGAACAAGCAAAUGAUGUGGCGCUGACUUUUAGCCUUUGAACACACUUGCAGUUGGGGCCUGCAGAGCACACAGUGUGUUUUGACGUCCAGAACUUUCAGUAAUGCCUGAGUCACUGGUAUUAAUCAUCGAGCUUUACAAAAUCUCAACAGACACCGUAAAAAAAAUAUACUUGACAUCUGAUGGGAUUGCAGUCGACUGUCAGAGGCACAAAGGGUUUAAGAGGAAAAAGAAAGUAGGAAAAAAGGCGUAAAAGAAAAUGGUCCUGUGGUAAAAGCAGAGAAAAGAGAAGGAGCAGAGGUUACAUAGAAGCAAUGCUUGAGCACCCUUCACAUUCUAACAUCUUCAAUUUUUUAUUUUAGUUUUAUGCUAGUAAAAGUUAUAUUUAAAGUUUGUUAAGACACAAAUUCCUCAGCCGAGUACAGAAUAACUGAACUACAAACACAUGAAACACAAACAUUAUUCACAAUAUCUGAAAUGCAUGCAAAUUGAUUUUGUGUAAUCCAAUGAUUCUCUGGUCUUUUAUUUAUUUUACCCUUUUUUUAAAUGUUAAAAAUGUACCCACUUACAUUCUUUUCUGAAGUAUUUUGUAAAAAUCUGAAUUUGUUCAUCAUAUUUCAGUGGCUUGUUUUAGUAAAAUCAAUCAUCUGUC
This is a messenger RNA of Toxotes jaculatrix (banded archerfish), 2220 nucleotides long. RefSeq names its product liver-expressed antimicrobial peptide 2 (gene leap2). Bases 239 to 559 code for a protein of 106 amino acids. The record is from RefSeq and is a predicted model, not a curated record. Gene Ontology annotation, biological process: antimicrobial humoral immune response mediated by antimicrobial peptide; defense response to bacterium. Lineage: Eukaryota; Metazoa; Chordata; Actinopteri; Toxotidae. The transcript is spliced from 3 exons.